Molecule: messenger RNA, 1239 nt
Organism: Lodderomyces beijingensis
Lineage: Eukaryota; Fungi; Ascomycota; Pichiomycetes; Serinales; Debaryomycetaceae
Source: the annotation of a GenBank genome assembly
AUGGCAAUACCCAUGCACCCUCAAUUCAUAUACAAGAUCCCCCAAAAUGAAUCGUGGUACAUUGUAAUCACAAACACGUCUCACCAUUUCUACUUCAACGCAAGGGACAAGUUGAGUUUCUGGCAGUUGAGCGACGUAAAACAACAUUAUCAAGGUGAUGUUGAUAUAGUUGAGUUGAUGCAAGAUGUCGAGUUUGACCAACUAGCGGUCUUGUUUGCUCUGGCUAGAGGUUGUGACGUUAAGAGACUGUCGAGGCGAGGGGAAACGGAUGGCGUAAAGCGUGUAGGGGGCGAUGAAUUGGGUGCGGGUACUUUGAAAAGGGCAAAAGUUGAGGCGAAAGAUGCCGAGGGCAGCAGCGGAAACGGCAACGUCGAUGCUUCAACAGAAGCUGGGAAAAGUGAUGAUUGGGGAAAAGAGACAAAGGACGACGAGCGGCAUCGUGCCUCGGGAGACGCUAGUGCUUCAAAGGUGCUGUUGUUGGCGGGAUACUCCUCAUCAAGUGACGAAGAAGAAGAAGAAGAAGAGGAGGAAAAUGUAGCCACGGCAGAGCCAGAUGACAAACCCCAGGAUUACGAAAACUCGAAGCUGAAACUCAUAGAUGUACUCAAUCUGCUAUCGGGGCAAAUCUCAGAGUAUGAUGCGUGGGACUUGGUACAGAACAAACUCAGUGAUCAAUUGCACCAUGUCAAUGCUCUUUUAUCAGACCAUAACCAGCAGAAAAUCUUCACUGAAUGGAUCAACGAUCGAAAAACCGUCGAGGUAUUGAAUGAAAUAUACCCCACGGAAAAGAUCAAGCUACUUUCCCUUUUGCAAUCGCAUAAAGAUGAAGUCCGCAAUUCAUAUUACCCCAAUUUCUACAAUUAUCACUACUUGCAAUUGAACACGAUUCAGCUAUCCACGUCAGAAAAGGAAACAACUUUCAGGAAAUACAAAAAUUUCGUUAAUGAAUUUGCAAGUUUUGAAAAAAAGUUUAAGCAAAGUAAUAAAAAUGCAGUUGGAAACGUGAAAGUUAUGAAAGUUGAUGAGUUUUUGCAUACAGCACUAAAGCUCAAGCUCAAACACGAACAUGACUUUACCCAGAUGGACAACUUGUCCGACUUUGAUAAUUGGAUUCGACUAUUGAAUUAUUAUGAUGUCGAUUUGGACAUUGCUGAAGACGAAACUAAUUUCUUGUUGGGUGACGAAAAGCGAUUGAAAUGUUAUAUGGAUGCUGUAAACAAGUUGACUGUCAUUAAAUGA